AUGGCUCAAGCACUUGACUACGCCCUGGUGUCUCAACCGGUAACGAAGAAAGCCACGCCAUGGAGCAAUCUUCUUGUAGGAGCCGGGAUGAACAUAUUCCAAGUUACUACGCUGGGUCAACCGAUGGAGGUGAUCAAAACACACGUCGCUGCGAACAGAGGUGACUCAUUGGCAGAGGCCGUUCGCCAGGCUUGGAUUCGUGGAGGAGUUCGUGGCUUUUAUCAAGGUCUUAUCCCAUGGGCAUGGCUUGAGGCCUCGACCAAAGGCGCCAUCUUGAUUUUGACAUCUUCAGAGGUCGAGUACUACGCCAAGAAGCAUUUCAAUGCAUCAAACACUGUCGCCGGCGGUCUCGGUGGUGUCGUUGGUGGUGCUUCGCAGGCUUACUUGACCAUGGGUAUGACAACGUGCAUGAAAACCAUCGAAGUAACCAGAGUGAAGAAUGCCGCGCCAGGUGGCCGCAUCCCUGGCACGAUGGAGACCUUUGUUCACAUCCUAAGGACUCAAGGAAUCCGCGGUGUCAACCGAGGAGUCAACGCCGUGGCAUUGCGACAGAUCACGGGCUGGUCGUCCCGAAUCGGCAUUGCGAGGCUCGCAGAGAGUCCCAUCCGCGCAUUACGGGGAAAGAAAGACUCGGAAAGGCUGAACUUGACCGAGAAGAUUUGCGCUUCUACAGUGGGAGGGGCCCUAAGCUGUUGGAACCAGCCGUUCGAGGUCGUUCGCGUCGAGAUGCAAUCGUUAAAAGCAGACCCUACGAGACCAGCAUCACCAACUAUGUUGUCCACAGCAAAGCACAUUGUACAGACAUCAGGACCUGUUGGAUUGCUUCGAGGAGUAGUUCCCCGUAUUGGAGUCGCCACUUGGGCGACGAUAUGCAUGGUCGGAUUGGGGGAUUCGGUCAAGGAAGCUGUUGCCGCAAGGAGCAAAACUAGUAGGAAUUAA
Clonostachys solani is the source of this 939-nucleotide messenger RNA. NCBI's taxonomy places the organism in Eukaryota, Fungi, Ascomycota, Sordariomycetes, Hypocreales, Bionectriaceae. The record is from the annotation of a GenBank genome assembly.